AUGUCGUACGUUGCCAAGCGGGGACUGUCCACUUUGAUCCCUCCCAAGAUUGCUUCGGCUCAGAAUUUGGGCGCUGCUCCCAACGCCAAGCGCAUGACUCGCGUUGUUAACUUCUACAAGGGCCUGCCCCAGGGCCCUGCUCCUCAGUCUAAGGCCACCGGCUUCGCUGCCACCUACCGCAAGAAGUUCGUUGACAACGGCUCCAGCCGUCCCCUUGUUCACGGUAUUAUUCUUUUCCUUACUCUGGGUUACUCCUUGGACUACUACUUCCACCUCCGCCACGAGGGUGAGCACUAA
Messenger RNA from Wickerhamiella sorbophila, 297 nucleotides. RefSeq names its product ATP synthase subunit f, mitochondrial. NCBI's taxonomy places the organism in Eukaryota, Fungi, Ascomycota, Dipodascomycetes, Dipodascales, Trichomonascaceae. Gene Ontology annotation, biological process: proton motive force-driven ATP synthesis. Bases 1 to 297 code for a protein of 98 amino acids. The record is from RefSeq and is a predicted model, not a curated record. The transcript has a single exon.